Messenger RNA from Sphenostylis stenocarpa, 1161 nucleotides. The record is from the annotation of a GenBank genome assembly. Lineage: Eukaryota; Viridiplantae; Streptophyta; Magnoliopsida; Fabales; Fabaceae.
AUGGAGGAUGACUUUGAGUCAACAACCUUGCAUUCAGCUCCAUCAUUUGCAAUAUACAACAACUUUCAUGGAGAUGAUGAUGACAUCACCCCGGAAGAAAUUUUGAAGAAAACUGUUUUGAUUGGACAGAGUUUGGAAGCCACAGGCAGCGGUGAGUUCAGUUUUGGGAACAAGAAGAUGGAUUUGAUUGAGGAAGGUGAGAAUGAGGAUGAGAAUGAUUGGUCAAAUGGGAUUCAGAAUUUGAGUAUUGAAGAGGAAGAUGUUGAACCAGCUAGUCCCCCCAUGUAUCUGGCAACGGGGCUUGGGGUUGAUGAUGAGUUAGGAUCUGACAAACUUGUCGGUGGUGAUAUAUUUAAUCCCAACUUGCAAGAAAGUCAGGAUCUUGAAGGUUAUUACAAGAGCAUGAUUGAUGAGUAUCCCUGCCACCCUUUGGUUCUCAAAAAGUAUGCACAGGUUUUACAAUCUAAUGGAAACCUACAAGGAGCUGAGGAGUACUUUCUUCGUGCUACCAUGGCAGAUCCUAAUGAUGGUGAAACCUUGAUGGAGUACGCGAAGCUGGCAUUGGAGAACCAUCAUGACAAGGAUAGAGCAUUAGUCUAUUUUGAACGUGCAGUUCAAGCUGCACCUCAAGACAGCCAUGUUCUUGCUGCAUAUGCUAGUUUUCUCUGGAACAUUGAAGAUGAUGGCAAUGAAGAUUGGAAACAUGAAAUUCAGAGUGACAUGGAAAAUCAAAAGACUGAACCUGUGAAGCCCUCCAAAGAAAAAAGUGAUCUAAUCAGCCAAUUCUCGGUUCUUUCAGCUAGACAGGAGCUUGAUGCAUCACAUAAUUAUGGUGAAGUAAGUAACGUUGAAGAUUAUUUUAAGAAGAUGAUUGAUGAACAUCCAGAUAAUCCUUUGUUUCUAAAAAAGUAUGCUCAGUUUCUGUUGCAGUCCAAGAGAGAUCAUCAAGCAGCAGAGGACUACUACUCACGUGCAAUAGUAGCUGAUCCCAGUGACGGUGAAAUGAUAUCAGAAUAUGCCAAACUAGUAUGGGAACUUCAUCAUGAUCAAGAAAAAGCUUCGUUUUUAUUUGAACAAGCAGCUCAGGCUUCCCCUGGGGAUAGCAAUAUUCUGGCAGCAUAUACCUGCUUUCUCUGGGAAACAGAUGAUGGGGAAAGCUGA